UCUCUUGUUUGGCCCAGUCAGUUUUCUAAAACUUCUAGAGUCUGAGGGCGAGAGUUUUCCUCCGUCUUUGAAAAAAUUAUUUUCUUUCUUCCUCGUUGCCCUCUAUGAUCAGGGUGUGUGGGGAGGGAAACAUCGGUUCAGUUCUCCCGAUGGGAACGCUUUCGCGGAUAACGAACUGCGGCGAGGGAUUGCCUUCGGUUUGAAAGCUCCCAGCACCAGCCCUAAAGGUCGGGUGUGGUUCUUCGGCAGGCACGCGGCUCCGCGGAGGAACCUGGAGCCCGGGCGGCCAGGCGGAAGGAGAGGGCAGCGCCGGGCCGAGCGGUCCUCAGCCUCAGCCUCCGCCUCAGGGGCCGGCCAGCUGCGUGGCUUAUCGCCUCUGCUCCACAGGAUACCUUGGCCGCGUCUUUGCGCGGGAGAUCUUCCCUGUGGACUCCUAGGGUGGAAGGUCUCAGGCCCCAGGGAAUCGACUCACCUUCCCAGGCUGCCCGGGACAAAAUUAACCAGCCUGGGCCCCCACCCCCCGCCCGCGCCCCGGCCCCGGCCCCGGCCCUCACGGGCGCGUUCUGCCUGGGUGUGUGCGUGGAAUGCUUCUAUGUGCUGGCGCCACGACGCUCCGGCUUCCCUCCCCGCGCGUGUCCUCCCGAGGCCCCUCCGGCGGAGCCUUUCCUUCCGCCUUCGUGGCCCAGCGGCCGGAGUGGGGGACGCAAAUGGGGCGGGCGGGCCGGGCCGAGCCGAGGCCGGGAGGCUGGCGGGCGGCGGGGAGCGCUGGGCCGGUGGUCUCCAGCGCGCACUAUCUCUGGCGCAUAGUAGAUGUCGCUGUUGUCCGUGCUUACGCGGCCGGCCGGCCUGGCUCUGGAACACGUGACCUGCGAGGAGGCUGCGGCUCAAGGCCAUUUUCAAAUCUCAUUGGCUUGGUUGUCAUGUGGUCGGCAGAGGCAUCCACAAUUACACGGGGAAUGUUUUCCUAGAGAUGUCAGCCUACAAAGGACACAAUCUCUCUUCUUCAAAUUCCUCCCCAAAAUGUCCUUUCCCAACAGCUCUCCUGCUGCUAAUACUUUUUUAGUAGAUUCCUUGAUCAGUGCCUGCAGGAGUGACAGUUUUUAUUCGAGCAGCGCCAGCAUGUACAUGCCACCACCUAGCGCAGACAUGGGGACCUAUGGAAUGCAAACCUGUGGACUGCUCCCGUCUCUGGCCAAAAGAGAAGUGAACCACCAAAAUAUGGGUAUGAAUGUGCAUCCUUAUAUACCUCAAGUAGACAGUUGGACAGACCCGAACAGAUCUUGUCGAAUAGAGCAACCUGUUACACAGCAAGUCCCCACUUGCUCCUUCACCACCAACAUUAAGGAAGAAUCCAAUUGCUGCAUGUAUUCUGAUAAGCGCAACAAACUCAUUUCUGCCGAGGUCCCUUCGUACCAGAGGCUGGUCCCUGAGUCCUGUCCCGUUGAGAACCCCGAGGUUCCUGUCCCUGGAUAUUUUAGACUGAGUCAGACCUACGCCACCGGGAAAACCCAAGAGUACAAUAACAGCCCCGAAGGCAGCUCCACAGUCAUGCUCCAGCUCAACCCUCGCGGCGCGGCCAAGCCACAGCUUUCGGCCGCCCAGCUGCAGAUGGAAAAGAAGAUGAACGAGCCUGCAAGCGGCCAGGAGCCCACCAAAGUCUCCCAGGUGGAGAGCCCUGAGGCCAAGGGUGGCCUUCCGGAAGAAAGGAGCUGCUUGGCUGAGGUCUCCGUGUCCAGUCCCGAAGUGCAGGAGAAGGAGAGCAAAGAGGAAAUCAAGUCUGAUACUCCAACCAGCAAUUGGCUCACUGCAAAGAGUGGCAGAAAGAAGAGGUGCCCUUACACUAAGCACCAAACGCUGGAAUUAGAAAAAGAGUUCUUGUUCAAUAUGUACCUCACCCGCGAGCGCCGCCUAGAGAUCAGUAAGAGCGUUAACCUCACCGACAGGCAGGUCAAGAUUUGGUUUCAAAACCGCCGCAUGAAACUCAAGAAGAUGAGCCGAGAGAACCGGAUCCGAGAACUGACCGCCAACCUCACCUUCUCUUAGGUCCGAAGCCCGUGGGAGGCCAGGAUCAGAGAGGGGGCACCGAAUUCCAGGGCCCAGUGCUGGAAGACUGGGAAGGCGGAAACAAAACCUUCUUUGCUCUUUGUUUUUUUGUUUUGUUUUCCUGCUAGAAUGUGACUUUGGGGUUAUUCUGUUCGUGCUGCAAGUGAUCUGUAAUCCCUAUGAGUAUAUAUAUAUAUACAUAUAUAUAUUAAAAACUAGCACGUGUAAUUUAUUAUUUUGUUCAUCGUAAUGCAGGGUAACUAUUACUGCGCAUUUUCAUUUGGGUCUUAACUUAUUGGAACUGUAGAGCAUUUAUCAAUCAAUUCAUCUAUCCAGCAAUGUGACUUUUUUCAUGUUUUUCCUAACACAAAAGGUCUGUGUGUGGUUAGUCCAUGAGCCCAUGGCGUUUUGAAUACAUCAGUACUUAAAGUACUUAAAUUACAUAUAUAUUUAAAAAAAGAUUAAGAAAAUUCACAAGCUUUGGGGGGAGGGGGACUAAAAAGCACAUUACAAUGUAUCUUUUCACAAAUGAAUCUAGCAAUUGUCCUUGGUGAGAUGGAAUAUUGAUGACUUAUGCCUUGUAGCCUUUCCCUUGUGGUGCAUCUGUGGUUUGGUAGAGUAUAACAGCAACCUGUCCAUUCUGUGCAUGUUCUGGUCGCAUGUAUAAUGCAAUAAAUUCUGGAAACAAG
This is a messenger RNA of Myotis daubentonii (Daubenton's bat), 2732 nucleotides long. RefSeq names its product homeobox D10 (gene HOXD10). The record is from RefSeq and is a predicted model, not a curated record. Gene Ontology annotation, biological process: regulation of transcription by RNA polymerase II. Gene Ontology annotation, cellular component: nucleus. NCBI's taxonomy places the organism in Eukaryota, Metazoa, Chordata, Mammalia, Chiroptera, Vespertilionidae. Gene Ontology annotation, molecular function: DNA-binding transcription factor activity, RNA polymerase II-specific; RNA polymerase II cis-regulatory region sequence-specific DNA binding.